AUAUUUCCUGCUUUCCCUAAACGACGAGAGAGCGAAAGGGGUGGGCAGGGGAUUGCAUGACAUGCCAAUAAAUUACAGUGACUUCAGUGGAGAGUACUAGUGAUGAGAUGAGGACCGACCACACAACUUUCCUUCUGACAGCCGCAUCCUCUGGUUCUCCGGCCAUUAGUUCUGGAGUAAAUCUCAACGGGAAGCAACAGGAGUUGAGACUGUGAUGCUGCAGCAGCAAUGUCACAGCUGUAUUACCAAACACAUGACAACUCUUCAUACAGGGACCGCAUCCCCCUGCGGAUUGUACGGGCAGAGUCUGAGCUCUCUGCCCUAGAGAAGGCCUACCUGGGGGCUGUGGAGAAGGGGGAUUAUGCCAGUGUGAAACAAGCCCUGGAAGAGGCUGAGAUCUACUUCAGGAUCAACAUCAACUGUAUCGACCCCCUGGGCCGCACAGCUCUGCUCAUUGCCAUUGAAAAUGAGAACCUGGAGAUCAUUGAGCUGCUGCUCAGCUAUAACGUAUAUCUGGGGGAUGCCCUGUUGCAUGCCAUCCGCAAAGAAGUGGUGGGGGCUGUGGAGCUGCUGCUGAACCAUAAGAAGCCACGUGGGGAAAAAAAGGUCCCACCAAUUCUUCUGGACAAACAGUUUUCAGACUUCACCCCGGACAUCACUCCAAUCAUUCUUGCCGCCCACACCAACAACUAUGAGAUCAUUAAACUGCUUGUUCAGCGAGGUGUUUCCAUACCUCAGCCACAUGCUGUGCGCUGCAACUGUGUAGAGUGUGUCUCCAGUUCGGAUGUGGACAGCCUACGUCACUCACGCUCGCGCCUCAACAUCUACAAGGCCCUUGCCAGCCCGUCUCUCAUCGCCCUCUCCAGCGAGGAUCCUUUCCUUACAGCUUUUCAACUCAGCUGGGAGCUUGGGGAGCUCAGCACAGUGGAGAAUGAGUUCAAGUCAGAGUACGAGGAGCUGUCCCAUACGUGUAAACAAUUUGCAAAGGACCUCUUGGACCAGACCCGGAGCUCUAAAGAGUUGGAAAUAAUCCUCAACUACCGUGAUGACAUCGACCCCCUGCUGGACGACAGCACAAAUGAUCUGGCCCGACUCAAGCUGGCUAUCAAAUAUUGCCAGAAAGAG
This is a messenger RNA of Notothenia coriiceps (black rockcod), 1125 nucleotides long. RefSeq names its product short transient receptor potential channel 4-like. Gene Ontology annotation, cellular component: plasma membrane; cation channel complex. Gene Ontology annotation, molecular function: store-operated calcium channel activity; inositol 1,4,5 trisphosphate binding; protein binding. The transcript has 3 exons. The record is from RefSeq and is a predicted model, not a curated record. NCBI's taxonomy places the organism in Eukaryota, Metazoa, Chordata, Actinopteri, Perciformes, Nototheniidae. Gene Ontology annotation, biological process: regulation of cytosolic calcium ion concentration; calcium ion transmembrane transport. The annotation marks the transcript as partial.